CACCCAUUUCCUCUCCCUUUCCCUCUCCCUCUCUCAAUGGAAGAAACCCAAAAGCUUCCAAUGGCAAAAACAGGCAAGAUUAUCAGAACUUCAAUCUACACAUUCCUUCAAAGGUACAACUACUUCACCUCAACGGCUGCACUCCUGGCCUUCCCCUUCUCUGUUUCAGUUCUGUUCUCACAAGCCUGUGUCCCCUCCUCUUCAUCUCUUCUGUUAACCAUUUACAGCCGCCUACGAAAUCUCUUUGACGCUGCAGGCUUCCCACCCUCUUCAGAGUUCUUCACCAUUCUUAGCCAGAAGCUUUCCCAGACAAUCUUUUCCUCCAUCCUUACACUUCCUUUCACCCUCUCCUUCCUCCUCAUCACAAAAGCAGCUAUAAUUCAAGCCCUCAAACAAAACAAACCAACUUUGCCAUUGCCACCUUCCUUGUUUUCUUCUUUACUAACCCUUUACAAGCCACUCUUUCUCACCUACUUAUGCAACUCUUUCUUGAUCCUCUCCGCGAAUGCCACCGUCUUCUCUCUUCUCUUCUUUGCCUUCAAUUGUCUGGAAGGAUUUGGCUUCUCUUCUCCCAACUGCCUCCUCUUCCUGUCGGCUGCAGGGGCUGUGCUCUACUCCAUAAUUCUGGCCAAUGCCCUCAUAGUAUGCAGCCUGGCAAUGGUUUUGUCUGGCAUGGAACGCUGCGGUGGAUACAUGGCGAUCCUCAAGGCUUGUGCUCUUAUACGAGGAAGAACGUCGACCGCGCUGUUGCUGGCAUUGCCGGUCAAUAUGGCUCUGGCCUCCAUUGAAGCCUUGUUCCAAUUCCGGGUUGUGAGAGCUUAUCAUUUUGCUGGAAAGCUAGGAGCAUCCAUGGCUUUGGAGGGGAUCUUCAUUGCUUACUUGUAUUCGAUUUUCAUUGUUCUUGAUACGGUUGUGAUUUGCAUAUUCUUCAAAAGCUGCAAGACAGGAUAUUGGAUAGAGCAGGAAGGAAGGUACUCUUACAGGAUUGAAUUUGCAGGGGAAGAAGACAGUGAUGUCUAUGUCCGAUUAAGGACUGCUCAAGAACAUGCAUAGAUUACAUUGAGAAAACAAAUGGGAUAGUUGGCUCGUUUGAUAAAUUUCACAGAAUCGAUUUUUCUGUUGCUUGAGGAGAAAUCAGGCAAAAGUAUAGGACAUAAAGACCCACAUUGCGGGUGCAGGGGUGACCUCAACAAGAUGCAAAUAGAAAGAUGGAAUUUUCUUUUUUCUCAUAUUCUCAAAUUUCAGUUUUCUGUUAUGGUUUCUUUCGUCCCAUUUUACCAUGUACAUUGGCAGCCUUUACAGUGUGAAUGAU
Molecule: messenger RNA, 1312 nt
Organism: Corylus avellana
Lineage: Eukaryota; Viridiplantae; Streptophyta; Magnoliopsida; Fagales; Betulaceae
Source: RefSeq, a predicted model, not a curated record